ACAAGCCAGCGACUUGGAAAGAUUCCUCUGGUGAUCGGGAUGCCGGUGGUGAUCUCACAUAACUUUGAUGUUGAUGGUGGCAUAGUAAAUGGAAGCACAGGUAUUCUGAAGAAAAUACGAUUUUAUGUGGAUGAACAAGGUGAUCGGCAUUUGCGAUCAUGUGUAGUAGAAGUACUGGACUCAACAGACGAAAAACUACCAUUAUUACCGGAACAUCACGUUGCAGUCUUAGAGGACACAACAGACAUG
This is a messenger RNA of Stereum hirsutum FP-91666 SS1, 249 nucleotides long. RefSeq lists its product as uncharacterized. The annotation marks the transcript as partial. Lineage: Eukaryota; Fungi; Basidiomycota; Agaricomycetes; Russulales; Stereaceae. The record is from RefSeq and is a predicted model, not a curated record. The transcript has a single exon.